AUGCCAAAGAAUGCUCUGGUGACGAUUAGAUAUGGGCCCUACAGGAGCUGUGGUCUGGUGGAACAUAGGACCUUCCGCCUGGAGGGAUUGCAAGCUGUGUUGAAAGCAGAUGGGCACAGUAUAAUUCUGGAAGAAAUACCCGAUUGGAAUGAGGUGCAGCUCAUAGUGAAUGGAGAGACUGUCUUUCAGUGCAACAUCAAUGACUUGGAUUUUGGAGGUGAAGGUGUAUUGGACCCACUUUGUCAAGAAGCAAGAAAAGCAGUCUUAAAUGCCUACUGAAUAAGAGGCCUGAUCUCUUUUAUAUCCCAAGCCACACAUUGCCAAAGGAGAACAUCCUUCCAA
Molecule: messenger RNA, 342 nt
Organism: Anolis sagrei ordinatus
Lineage: Eukaryota; Metazoa; Chordata; Lepidosauria; Squamata; Anolidae
Gene: C3H10orf53
Product: chromosome 3 C10orf53 homolog
Source: RefSeq, a predicted model, not a curated record